Messenger RNA from Pomacea canaliculata, 2040 nucleotides. Its product is annotated as trichohyalin-like. NCBI's taxonomy places the organism in Eukaryota, Metazoa, Mollusca, Gastropoda, Architaenioglossa, Ampullariidae. The record is from RefSeq and is a predicted model, not a curated record.
ACAACACAGAGAAGAAUGCGAGAGACAAGAGAGAGCAGAGCGAGAGACAGGAAAUGGAAGAACGCGAGAGACAGGAAAUGGAAGAACGCGAGAGACAAGAAAGAGAAGAACGCAAGAGACGGGAAAGAGAAGAACUCGAGAGACGAUGGAGAGAAGAGCGAGAGAGACAACAAAGGGAAGAACGCGAGAGACAAGAAAGAGAAGAACGCAAGAGACGGGAAAGAGAAGAACUCGAGAGACGAUGGAGAGAAGAGCGAGAGAGACAACAAAGGGAAGAACGCGAGAGACAGGAAAGAGAACUCGAGAGACAAGAGAGAGAAGAGCGAGAGAGACAACACAGAGAAGAAUGCGAGAGACAACAAAGAGAAGAAUGCGAGAGACAAGAGAGAGCAGAACGCGAGAGACAGGAAAUGGAAGAACGCGAGAGACAGGAAAUGGAAGAACGAGAAAGACAGGAAAGAGAAGAACAGAGACAGAGAAAGAGAAGAACGCGAGAGACAGAGAAGAGAAGAACGCGAGAGACAGGAAAGGGAAGAACGUGAGAGACAAGAAAGAGAAGAAUGCGAAGGACAAGAGAGGUCAGAGUGCGAGAGACGGGAAAGAGAAGAACGGGAGAGACAGGAAUUAGAAGAACGAGAGAAAAGGGAAAGAGAAGAAUGGGAGAGGCAAGAAGAAGCUAAACGAGAAUAUUUGUUGAGUGACGAGUUCUGGAAGCAGGAUCGGGAAGAACUUGUUAGGCAAGAACGAAAGGUAGCCGAUCAGAUGGUGGACGACCAGCACGAUGUCGUUGUGAGGGCGCAGAUAGAGUUCCGGCGGGGUGGUCACGAGUCCGGUUGCCCGCUGCGGGAGGAAGAGCGCCGGCCGGAAGACCAGACGGCGAACGAAGACCUGAGAGAGGAGACACACGUUUGGCAAGAGCAGCAUGGUCGCCAUAUUUCCCACACCCCAACCUCUCAUACCCGCGAAAAGUCAGAGUCCAGGUCGCGAUCCUCCUCCCCGGGUGGCCACCGAAGCCGCCCGCGGCGUCGUGAGGUCUUCGAAGUGGUGGUGGUGGAGCGGCGCGGCGCCCCCCCGCGGGUUGAGGUGCAGGCGGAGACCAGCCGUCACCAGGACGACGACGAUGACGAGGAUGACCACCGCUUCAGCAGCUCCUCGAGGCGCUUGAAGGAGGAGGUGGUGGAGCUGCAUCUGAGCGAGCAGGCACGCAAGGGGGACCUGGCCUACACCCUGGACAUGCAGAGGGAGAGCAGGACACAGAGCAGAAGCUCCCGGGAGACUUCAUCCUCGCGCACUGGCGUGCAGCGGCUGGAGGACGAGCUGCUGGAAUGCAAGCAACGCCAGAAGAUGCUGGAGGAAAAACUUCAGCAACACUCGAGCUACGAACAGCGCCGUCUGGAGGGUGAAUGCAGCGACAUUCGACGUCACCGGCGCGCUCGCUCUGAAAGCGCGAAACGUCACGCUUUCCUGCGCGUGCAGCUGGAUAGUGAGCGCGAGAAGGAGGAGCACAUGCUGUUGGAGUUGGAGAAGGCGCAGCGUGAGACCGAAGCAGGUGUAUCCACAAAAGAGGAUGACCGCGAGAAAUCUCCUAAAUCAUCAGAUACUUAGACACACACACAAAUUCUGAUCCACCAAAGCUUUCUUACACCUUCAAUGAAAAAACAAAAAAACAAAAACAACAACAAACAAACAUGUCGAGCACAUAAUAAUGAAGAAAGAAACUUUGUCGAGGUCACUACGCCAACAGUGACCACAAACAACGCUAGGAGACAAGGUAACAUCCGGUCUCACCUGGUCUAGAAUCUGUUUUUAUUUUUAAACCAAACAUGAGGAUGAAUAGCACAAGCUUUAUCAACUGUUGAUGUUUACUAUGUAAGCUGCUAGCAGUUGUAAUGUGCAGGUCAGAGGAAGUGGCUCAAAGGUCAUCUUUGUUUAUUAAUUCAUUUUAGCAGGACCAAUCUCAUCAUCGAAGAUUAGAUUUUCAUCUGAAUACUUUGUCAGAAAUUAAUGCACUGACAAAAAAAUAUAAUUCUGAAAUUUAAA